UCCGCAAUUCUCCCGCGAGCCCCGGCAGGGAGGGCAGCCCCCCGAGCACCCAGCUUGUUCCAAUCGCUUCCUCUUUCCAGCUGGUACCCAAAACGUGCACCUUUGCGAGGGCUACCUGGACCCCGCCGGGCUCCACCACGCCGGCUUCUACUGCCCACGCCUCACCGACCCCCCGACCCACGCCUACUGCUGCCUGCCUGCCGCCUCUCGCCGCUUCAAGUCCUGCUGCCCACGGCCCGAAUUUGAAAGGAUCCGCGGCAAUGCCUCGGCUUCUGCUCCGCCAGCCGCGCCCCGGAGUCCGUUGGGGCCGCUGCUGGGCGUGGGGCUCUACGGCUGCCUCGUCCUGGCCCUCAUGACCGUCGACUUCCUUCACUUCUACCGCCUCCACCAGCGCAGCUUCCACCGCCUCCUCCACCGACGAAUCCUGGGGAGGUGUCCCUGCAAGAAACAGGAAGCCGGCAAGAAGGUCCCGGAGCUCCGCCGGGAGGGCAACGAGCUCUUCCAGACAGGCCGCUAUGAGGAGGCGCUGGCCGCCUACACCCGGGCCCUCAGCCUCUGCCCUGGGGAUGGCGAGGAGCCCGACCCGCACCGCGCUGUCCUCCACCGCAACCGCGCCGCCUGCCACCUCAAGCUGGAGGACUAUGUCCAGGCAGAACUGGACGCUUCUAAAGCCAUAGAAGCUGAUGGACAUGACGUGAAGAGCCUCUUCCGGCGCAGCCAAGCCCGGCAGAAACUGGGCCGCUUCGACCAGGCCCUCCUGGAUCUGCAGAGGUGUGUGAGCCUGGAGCCCAAGAACAAGGCCUUCCAGGAGGCUCUGCGCAACCUUGGCAGCAGCAUGCAUGAGAAGAUGACAGCCAUGUCCCGCACAGACUCCAAAGUGGAGCAGAUGUUUAAGUUGCUGCUGGACCCUGAAGAAAAAGAUCUGGACAAGAAACAAAAGGCAGCUCAGAAUUUGAUUGUUUUGGCUCGCGAGGAGCCUGGUGCUGAGAAGAUUUUCCAGAACGACGGGGUGCGCCUCCUGCUACAGUUGCUGGAUACAGGUCGGGCGGACACGGUGCUAGCAGCUGUGCGAACCCUCACUGGCCUUUGCAGUGGGCAUCGUUCUCGGACUGCAGUGAUCCUGGCUGCGCUGGGGCCCCAGCGCCUCUUUGCUAUCCUAGAGAUGGAGGAUGAGCAAGCCUCGCUGGCAACCUACAGCCUGCUGCAGGUUAUGUUUGAUGCCCUCAAGGAGGGGCUGCAGAGGGAUGUGCGUGGCAAGGAGGAAGCUGUGGUCUUGGAUACAUCCAAAGAGCUGAAAUUGCUCCUCAAGCAGCUGCUGGAAGCCCUGACCCGGGAGAGCAUUUCCUCCUAUGGCCGGGACAGCAUCCUCAACCUGCUGAUCAGUGUGGUGCCCCGGAAGUCGCUGAAGGACCCCAACAACUGCCUGACCCUCUGGGUCAUUGACCAGGGUCUCAAGCAGAUCCUGGAGGUGGGGGGCACAGUGAGCCACAGUCCUGGGGGCCUGCGGGUGACGGAGAACACCCUCAUGAGCGCAGCCGUCCUCCUCAGCAAGCUCUAUGGGGACCUGAAGUGCGAUGGGGAGCGGGAGAAUUUCCACCGGCUCUGCGAGGACUAUGUCAGGGGCUGGUUCCAGGACCACGGCGUCCCUGGGAAAUUGCGGGCCAUCCAGACGGCCUCCUGUCUCCUGCAAGGCCCCUCCGAGGCUGGGAACAGGGUGCUGGAGCUGAGUGGCAUCAUGGAGAGCAUUCUGGCCUUGUGCGCCUCGUCGCGGGAGGCUGACCAGCUUGUGGCCGUGGAGGCCCUGAUCCAUGCUGCCGACAAGGCCAAGCGGGCCACCUUCAUCACUGCCAAUGGGGUGACACUACUGAAGGAGAUCUACAAGCACAGCGAGCGCGACAGCAUUCGCAUCCGGGCCCUGGUGGGCCUCUGCAAAUUGGGCUCGGCGGGGGGCACAGAUUUCAGCAUGAAGCAGUUUGCGGAAGGCUCUACCCUGAAGCUGGCCAAGCAGUGCCGGAAGUGGCUGUGCAAUGAGGCCAUCGAUGCCGGCACCCGCUACUGGGCAGCUGAGGGACUGGCCUUCCUCUCCUUGGAUGCGGACGUUAAGGAGGAGCUCCUGGAGGACAAGGCUGCCCUGCAGGCUCUCUUCUGGCUGGCCAGGUCAGAGAACCGGAGCGUCCUCUUUGCGGUGGCCUCCACACUGGUGAAUUGCACCAGCAGCUACGACCAAGAGGAGCCUGACCCCCAGAUGGUGGAGCUGGCGAAGUACGCCAAGCAACACAUCCCUGAGAAGCACCCAAAGGACAAGCCAGAGUUCGUGCGCCAACGUGUGAGGAAGCUGCUGGCUGCCGGUGUGGUGUCAGCGCUCACCUGCAUGGUGAAGAGUGAAAGCCCCUCCCUGAGCCCCGCCUGCCGAGAGCUGAUCUCCAGGGUGUUCCUGGCUGUCGUGGAAGACCCUGAGGACCGAGGGGCUGUGGUAGCUGCUGGAGGCGGGAAGGCACUCAUCCCUCUGGCCCUGGAAGGCACUGAAAUAGGGCAGACGAAGGCUGCGCAGGCCCUGGCUAAGAUCACCAUCACCACCGCCCCCGAGAUGGCUUUUCCGGGCGAACGGAUCUAUGAGGUGGUCCGGCCCCUGGUGGGCCUCCUGCACUUGAACCGCAGUGCCCUGCAGAAUUUCGAAGGGCUGAUGGCUCUCACCAACCUGGCGGGGACCAGUGAGCGGCUCCGGCAGAAGAUUGUGAAGGAGAAGGCUGUGCCCAUGAUCGAGGGCUACAUGUUUGAGGAGCACGAAAUGAUCCGCUUGGCAGCCACUGAGUGCAUGUGCAACAUGGCGCUGAGCCCAGAGGUCGGAGAGCUGUUCCUGGUGGAGGGCAGUGACCGGCUCAAGCUGCUGGUCCUGUACAGCGGGGAGGAUGAUGAGAGGCUCCAGCGGGCAGCUUCAGGGACAUUGGCCGUCUUGACCUCGUUGCUGCCCCAGAUCUGCUCCCGCAUCCCUCAAGUGACGACUCACUGGCUGGAGAUCCUGCAGGCCCUGCUCCUCAGCCCUGGCACCGAGCUCCAGCACCGCGGGGUGGUGGUAGUGAGGAACAUGGUGGCUGCUGACAAGGAGGUGGCCGAGAAGCUGAUGGAGAGCGAGACGAUGGAGAUCCUGUCUGUUAUGGCCAAGGCCAAGGCCAAGCCCCAGAUUGCCCAAGUGGCCCAGGAGUGCCUGGCGCAGGCCGUGGCUUAUGGCUUGAUCAAGCCCAACCCUCCUGCAGCUGCCGAGAAGGAGGAGGACUGAGAGCUGCCCCCUCCCGACCUGCUUGGGCACACUGCGCUGUUGCUGCUGCUGGGCACAGGCACCAGGGCACAGGAGGGAGGGGGCUUGGGGCUGCUGGGACCAGGGGAGUGAGCCACAGUGAUUGCCGCUGGCACCCUUCAGAGCCACAGGGGCUGGUGCCACCAUUUUGUGGCACAGAAGGCAGCUCCAGGGGCUGUUUUGCAGCCUCUUGGUGCUCUUGGCUGACUCUCACCUGGAGGAGGGUGUUGCUGGGCUGCUGCUGCCACACACCUUGGCAGCGCUGGUGGUGACGGGUGGUGGGCUCCCCAACUACCCCUAGGCUUGGGGUCACGGAGCUGCUUGUGCUGCAUGGCUGCCUUUUUUUAAUUUCCUGCUGCUGGAAAUCACAGCCUUCCUGUCCCUCUGGAGCUGCUCCUUCAUGGUCUGAGGCUGCAGCUCCUGAGGCCUCCUCCCCUCCCUUGGGGUAGGAAGAAAUUGCCUUACUGACAAUCCAUUCCUCUUGCCCUCUGUGGCAAACAGGACCACCGUUUAUUGUAAGUAAAUAUGAUGUGGGAAAGAAUGUAAACUGUAUGAAAAGAUUAUGGGAAACUAUACAGAUGACUUUUUCGGUAAA
This is a messenger RNA of Podarcis raffonei (Aeolian wall lizard), 3890 nucleotides long. RefSeq names its product unc-45 myosin chaperone A (gene UNC45A). The record is from RefSeq and is a predicted model, not a curated record. Lineage: Eukaryota; Metazoa; Chordata; Lepidosauria; Squamata; Lacertidae. Gene Ontology annotation, molecular function: Hsp90 protein binding. Bases 353 to 3277 code for a protein of 974 amino acids. The transcript is spliced from 21 exons.